ACAUACUAUCUCAUAGCAUUAGACCUUUUUUUUUCUAGCUGUGUGGGGAAGUUGUCGCAUGAUAUAGAAAUCAUGAAGUCAAGCAAUUUUAAGGGUUGCUUCUUCCUUGUGACUGCUUUUAUGCUGUGUUUGGCAGUGAGGUCUCAACUUACCUCUGGUUUCUAUUCAGCAACAUGUCCCAAUCUUCUUCAGAUUGUCCGGAGCCAGGUUAUGAUGGCAAUCAAGGCUGAAACGCGGAUGGCAGCGUCUUUGCUUCGCCUUCAUUUCCAUGAUUGCUUUGUCAAUGGUUGUGAUGCAUCUAUUCUGUUGGAUGGAGAUCAGAGUGAGAAGUUUGCAUUGCCUAAUCUGAAUUCUGCUAGAGGAUUUGAGGUUGUUGAUGCAAUCAAAGCAGCUGUAGAGAGUGCAUGCAGUGGAGUGGUGUCAUGUGCUGAUAUUCUAGCCAUAGCUGCCAGAGACUCUGUUCUCUUAAGUGGAGGACCAACAUGGAAAGUUUUAUUAGGAAGAAGGGAUGCACUAAUACCAAACAAAGCACAAGCCAAUGUUAGUCUUCCUUCUCCAUUUGACAAUCUAACUGCAAUCAUUAAUAAGUUUGCUGCUGUCGGACUCAAUGAUAUCACAGAUGUUGUAUCUUUAUCAGGAGGUCACACAAUUGGACUAGCAAAGUGUUCAACCUUUAGCAAUAGACUGUUCAACUUCUCUGGCAAUGGAUCUCCAGACAGCACUUUGGACACAAGCAUGUUAUCUGAUCUGCAGGCCCUCUGUCCAGUCAACGGGGAUGGAAACAAAACCACUGUUCUUGACCGGAACUCAGUUGAUCUAUUCGACAACAAUUAUUUCCAGAACUUACUAACUGGGAAGGGAUUGCUUGGUUCCGACCAAAUCCUGUUUUCCAGUGACCAGGCCAUUUCCACGACCAAGAGUCUUGUCCAAAUCUACAGUGGAAAUCAACCUCUGUUCUUCAGUGACUUUGCAAAUUCCAUGAUCAGGAUGGGGAACAUAACUCCACUUACUGGGACUAGUGGACAGAUCAGGAAGAAUUGCAGGGUGGUUAAUUCAUAAUUCUGCACCUAUCUCAAACAGUAUUUGAUAAUAAAAUAUAAAAACUAAAGUAUUGUACUAUAAGUUUGCUUUUAAGAGACAGAGAUGUGAGAUUAAAGAAGUAAUGUUAUG
Messenger RNA from Rubroshorea leprosula, 1170 nucleotides. NCBI's taxonomy places the organism in Eukaryota, Viridiplantae, Streptophyta, Magnoliopsida, Malvales, Dipterocarpaceae. The record is from the annotation of a GenBank genome assembly.